Molecule: messenger RNA, 2853 nt
Organism: Varanus komodoensis (Komodo dragon)
Lineage: Eukaryota; Metazoa; Chordata; Lepidosauria; Squamata; Varanidae
Product: chromobox protein homolog 2-like
Exons: 5
Coding region: 174-1796 (540 amino acids)
Biological process (GO): negative regulation of transcription by RNA polymerase II
Cellular component (GO): PRC1 complex; heterochromatin
Source: RefSeq, a predicted model, not a curated record
CCUCCUCCUCACUGAGGGAGGACGGCGGCGGCGGCGGCCGUGGAGGGGCGCGCGCUCCCGGGGCUUCUCGCCUGGUGCAGGCACAACACUGGCUCCGCUACGAGCAAGUCAGAGGAGGAGGAAGAAGAGGCGGAGAAGGCGCAGAAGGGAGCCGAGCCGCGCCAGCCGGCGCCAUGGAGGAGCUGAGCAGCGUGGGGGAGCAGGUCUUCGCCGCCGAGUGCAUCCUCAGCAAGCGGCUCCGCAAGGGCAAGCUGGAGUAUUUGGUGAAGUGGAGAGGCUGGUCUUCCAAGCACAACAGCUGGGAACCUGAAGAGAACAUUCUCGAUCCCAGGCUUCUCCUGGCCUUUCAGAAGAAGGAACAUGAGAAAGAGGUGCAGAAUCGGAAGAGAGGCAAGCGACCCAGAGGCAGACCUCGGAAAAAUGUCGAACCUGAGGUGCCUCCAAAGAGCAAAUCCAGCAGCUCUUCCUCCUCAACUUCCUCCUCAUCUUCCUCUUCUGAUGAAGAGGAUGAAAGUGACCUGGAGACAAAGAGAGGUCAGCGGAGCAGAGAGAGUCAUCCAGUGCCUCAAAAGAAAGCUCAAAUUCUUAUUGCUAAGCCAGAUAAUAAGGACCCCAUUAGGAAGAAGCGAGGGCGGAAACCUCUGCCUCCUGAGCAGAAAGUAGCAAAGAGGACUGUCAACAUAACAAAGGUGCUUAAAACAAAUCAGAAGGAGAUGGGAGGUGGUGGAGGAGGAGGAGGACCCAAGCUGAUGGGCAAGAUGCAGCCCCAACACAGUGCCCAGAGUUCGGGCAUCGCCAUGCUUAAAUCCCACAUGAAGGAAGCCCAAGGCGCGUUCAGCGGAUUUUGUUCCGGAGCCUCCACCACUGACAAUCUUUCCGGUAUUGUGAAGAACACCCCAUCUGGAAGCCCAAAUUGUGGCAUCAGCUGGCAAAGCUCCAUUGUGCAUUAUAUGAGUCGGAUGUCACAGAACCAGAGUGCGGCAGAUGCUGCUGCAGUGGGAAGGCUGACUCUCAAGUCAGCCAUGUCCUGCAAGAGCAGCCUUGGGCUGGACUUGAAACUGAAAAACCAGAAAGGUGCUGGCGAUCUGGAGUUGACUGUGCAAGGGUCCAAAGUGGCAAAGCGGCCCACUGGCAGUGCAUUAGGGGAACAGAAAACAGGGUAUGGUGCUGGUGUGCAGACCUUGCACAACGGCAACAAGGUUCCAGCUGGCUCUCCCAACAGCCAGCAAGCUUCCAGUCAGGAGAUCAAUCUCCAAGCUUUAAAUCUACAGAGUGUGAAAAAUGGGCCAAGCUCCACUGGUGGGAACAGCCUUCCUCGUCAUGGCUGCGGGACUGUGGCCAAAAGCGCCGGCGGCAGUCUAGUUACGAGCACAGGUGUGAGCAAAGGCAGUGGGCCAAACACUACAAACGCAGGGGCACUAUUAGCAGAUGCAGAUGCUCGCAAAAGUGAGAAGCCAUCGCAAAGAGCAGCCACAGGUGAAAGAGAUUUGGCAGCAAAAAGUGGUGCCCCAGGUUCACAGGAAGGAUGUCCCACUGCAGAAAAUCACAAGGCUUCAGCCCUGUCGGAAAUGAGCACUGGAGAUGAAGAGACUAGUUCCGAUUCAGACAGAGAUUCUGCUUCUUUCCCCGGGGCAGGCCAGAACAUGUCCGUCUCCAUCCAGACUAGCCAGGACUGGAAGCCCACUCGCAGCCUCAUCGAACACGUCUUUGUCACAGAUGUGACAGCAAACCUGAUCACGGUGACUGUCAAGGAAUCUCCAACCAGUGUUGGCUUUUUUAAUCUUAGACAUUACUAAUCUGUGGGGCAUAUAUUCCCCCUCAUCUCAUCUCAUCUCAUCUCAUCUCAUCUCAUCUCAUCUCAUCAUCAUCAGCUCUACCUGACUCUUGCCUUGGUUGCCAGAAGGGGAAACAACACCCAGCUGCUACCACCCUUUAUGAGCUGUAUGCCUAUUCAGCAGGAAUGCUCCACUGGGAAAUUCUGUAACUGUUGGCCAUGGUAGCUUUGGGCUUCUGCUCGUUCUAUGGAAACUCCAUGAUGCCUGUAAAAUUUCAGAAAGCCAAGUUGUUAUGCAGCUGCCAAAAAAAACCCCAGUAUGUAGGGGUGGGUUUUGGGACUCGGUCUCAUGAAGAUUUUGAAGUCAGCUAGUAUAAGGGAGGUUGAGUGGGAGCUACUCGCCCAGGUUUUACUGUACCUGGACAUCUUAGCUUUACGGCUUGAACUGGCAAGAACUGGGUAGCCAGUUGCUCAGUAACUGGGUUUGCAGGGGUGGGGUGGGGAUCCUUUAAACAAACCGGUAGUACAAUAACAUUGUGCUCUCCAAGGAAAGUGGUUCCUUAUUCUUCCACCAAACAAUCCAGAUCCGGCCUUCGGGAGCUUUUAGGAUAGUGAAACUCAAUCUAAACUUGAAAACAAAUAUUUUAAGAGCUCUGCAAAGGGACAUGUGAAAUAAUAUUGUUUACAUUUCCUUAAGUUUGCCUUGCUUUGGAAGCUGAAGGGGAUGGUCCAGAAAGGGCUAUUGUUCUCAGAGCUUAGGGGGCACGAUCUGAAAGCUGCAGGUGCUCCUGGGAGUGCACAGCUGAGUGGCUUCAGUGAAGCAUUGGCCCCCCAGAUGUGCCAGAGCUCUGGUAGCGCUUGCAGCUAGUGUACAGGAAGCCAUCUGGGAAGAAACAACAGUCUUGGAGAACCCCCAGACAAAGUCUGCUCUUUGCCACAGCUUGCUUCUUCACCCACUAAAUGCCAGCAGAUGCCACUAAAUGCCAGCCAUGUAAUUUAGGGAUACUUUGCAGAUGAGAUAGCUUCACAUGAAAAGCAGUUCUGUGUAAAUGGUCAAACAACUUGCAUUUACAUCAGGG